Messenger RNA from Ciona intestinalis (vase tunicate), 1816 nucleotides. The record is from RefSeq and is a predicted model, not a curated record. Lineage: Eukaryota; Metazoa; Chordata; Ascidiacea; Phlebobranchia; Cionidae.
ACAGUUUUAGGUAUGUUUUUCCUAAGGCUGAUUUUUCUGUUUGUUGUUGUCUUUAACUGUAUCAAAGCACAAGACCCUGUUGGACACUUAAAGCCAUUAGGAGAACAAACUCCACCUACAGUGCCUAUUGAUGAAUUUACAAUAGACAAUGCUCCUCGUCCAUACGACUUUUAUGAGAACUAUGUGAAGCCAAGUAAAGCCGCAAUAUUCCGAGGUGCCAUGUUGGAUACCUCAGGGUUUAAAUUAUGGACAGAUGAAUAUAUCAAGGAGAAUUAUGGAACUAUGGAAGUUCGGACUGAGGGAAAGAAGGAAAAGAACAGCAAAAUUCCUGUUGGUGUGAAAUACUUGGGAAGAGAUACAAUCUCACACUUUGUAGACAACUAUCACCUGCCUAAUACAAGCAUGUACAUGGUGUCUGAACUACCAGAAGUUAUGUUUAAAGAAGUGGGGGUGCUUCCUUCACUUGGUGCAUGUGGUGAGAUGGGAAGAAGAUUUGUGGAGAUUGAUAUUUGGUGGAAUGGUGGUGGUGGAAGAAGUGUUAUUCAUAAGGAUGCUUUUAACCAGUUAAAUUGCCUGUACCGCGGAACAAAGAGCUGGAAAUUGUAUGAAUAUAAAUAUGAGAAAUGGAUUCAUAAACACUGGGAACCAGAAAAUGAAGUGGGAGGAUUUUCAGAAGUUGAUGUUGAUGCGGUUGAUCUUUACAAACAUCCAAAUAUUGCCAAAAUUCCAUGGUCCAACAUCACCAUUAAUGCUGGAGACUGCUUGUUCCUUCCUAAAAGUUACUAUCAUCAGGUUCAUUCUAAUGGAGAACAAAAUCUUGCUGUGUCGAUAUUGUUCAGCAGAUUCGAUGGAAUUGAACAUAUUGAUGUUUCGGACUGCACAGACCAAACAGAUUACAAAAUACCUAGACCAUUAAGUGAGGCAGGUGUGAUGUGGAAAUGGUGUGGUACAGGAAUGAUGUCCAUGGGAAAUGGAGAUUUUGAAGGAGAAUACAGACCAAUGCUUAUGCGAACAAUUGCGGAUCUUAAUGAAGCGGGAAUGGAUUUCACGGUUGACAACAUUGCUGAGCUGUCUGGUGGUCAAGAUGAAGAUGAUGGAAAACUUCGUAUUGGGAAUUAUGACAAGGCACUUGCUGUACUCGAUGCCAAUGGAGAUGGAAAACUGACAAUGGAGGAAGUUCAAAAUGCAACAUGGGAUCAACUUAGAGCUUAUGCACUUGAAGUUGAACCACAUGAACCAUCCAACUCAUACAAGUUCGAAUAUUCCUACAUAUCUUAUGACGAAGUGAAAAUGAUUUUAGACAACAUCAUACCUCAGUAUGAAACCUUAACCAGGGAAAAAUGGAUAAAUGUUUACACCAAAAUGUUGCACGGUACAACCAACUUUGCAAACCAGAUUUUCACAGGUCUUGUAGACUCUGAGGAAAUAAAUGAGGUGAGCACAAGUAACCUGACUGAGGAUGUGAUAAACAGAGCAUUGAAGGAGUGGCUUGCAUACUGGGCACCGCAAUAUUCCCCUACUGAUAUAAGACCAGGCACUGAUAAGAAGAUAGGAUUAAAUUAUGAAGAUGAAGAUCCUGAAGAGGAACCCGAGGAGGAUUAUGAGGAUGAAGAGGAAGAAGCGGAAAAUAGGAAAGAAGAGUUGUAACUUUAGAUGCUCUUUUUUAUUUAGUUGCCAAUGAGAUUAUCGUUUUGGAUAUUUUUUAAUGAGAUUCUUUAAACUAAUUUUUGUUUACUGUAGAGUUUAAUUGCAAAAUACUUUUUUGUGUGUUGUUCGCUGUGCCAAGUAUAAGAAUACAGUUUCAGUAAAAUUGGUA